Coregonus clupeaformis (lake whitefish) is the source of this 1629-nucleotide messenger RNA. RefSeq names its product mitogen-activated protein kinase 12-like. The coding region runs from base 477 to 1580 and encodes 367 amino acids. Gene Ontology annotation, molecular function: MAP kinase activity; ATP binding. The record is from RefSeq and is a predicted model, not a curated record. NCBI's taxonomy places the organism in Eukaryota, Metazoa, Chordata, Actinopteri, Salmoniformes, Salmonidae. Gene Ontology annotation, biological process: intracellular signal transduction; protein phosphorylation. Gene Ontology annotation, cellular component: cytoplasm; nucleus. The transcript is spliced from 12 exons.
AGUUUAAUCAUCAAACAUGGGUAGGCUACGCUUCGUAAGUGUCGAAUUUGGAGUUAACAAUAGCCUAUAUGAAGGCAAUACAAACCAAGCCACAAGAAGACGUGACUCGUUCCCAAAAUAUGCAUCGCGUUUUUUUUUAGGAACUGUUUAUCUCGUGCAUUCGUCAUGUGGUUAUUAUCAAAAGGAAGUUUUUGUGCAGUGAAGCGCUGGAUUGUGUCCGAAUUAAGUCAUCAACAAACAUCGGUGCUAUUUGAUGAAUAGUGAAGACAUCACUUUUACAUUAUGCGGUUUCUGUAUCAUUCCUAAACAUAGCUUACACGGCAGGGACUUUUUUGGCUUUGUUUAGUCGGGAAAAGCAUAACAAAGAACCCCCAUUGUCCUCAUUGUUUGUUGGAUUUUAGUGAGCAGAAGAUGUAGAAUGAAGUGCAUCGGCCCUCCUAGGCUACAUCUGUUCAGGGUCUUUGGGUCUGUGCGCAAUGCUACAAUGUUUCUUGGGAAAUGCCUACCAAAUGUUUCUACUUGAAUUCCAGAAAUACCCAAGAAUGUCAUUGAACUCCGCCCAGGACCACAGGACUGGGGUGAGGGUGGCCAUCAAGAAGCUCCACAGACCCUUCCAGUCAAAGCUCUUCGCCAAGAGGGCCUACAGAGAGCUCCGGCUUCUCAAGCACAUGAAGCACGAAAAUGUGAUUGGAUUGCUGGAUGUGUUCACUUCUGAGAUCUCAUUGGACAGGUUUCAUGACUUUUACCUGGUAAUGCCAUUCAUGGGUACUGAUCUGGGGAAACUGAUGAAGAUGGAGAGAUUGUCACAGGACAGGGUGCAAUUCCUGGUCUAUCAAAUGCUGAAAGGACUCAAGUAUAUCCACUCUGCAGGGAUCAUCCACAGGGAUCUCAAACCUGGAAAUUUGUCUGUCAACGAAGACUGUGAGCUGAAGAUCCUUGACUUCGGGCUGGCUCGGCAGACGGACACAGAGAUGACGGGGUACGUCGUCACUCGCUGGUACAGAGCCCCCGAGGUAAUCCUCAAUUGGAUGCACUAUACCCAGACUGUGGAUAUCUGGUCGGUGGGCUGCAUCAUGGCAGAGAUGCUGCUGGGGAAGCCGCUGUUCAAAGGAAAUGACCACCUGGACCAACUGAAAGAGAUCAUGAAAAUCACUGGUACACCCACUGCAGACUUUGUGACGAAGCUACAAAGCCAAGAUGCCAAAAACUACAUACGGAGCCUUCCCAAAGUACCGAAGAAAGAUUUGCACUUUCUUUUUUCCAAAGCUAGCUCAGACGCGGUGUGUGUGCUGGAGCGCAUGCUGUUGCUGGACCCUGAGCGGAGGGUGAGUGCCUCGGAGGCGCUGGCCAUGCCCUUCUUCAGCGAGUUCAGAGAACCAGAGGAGGAGACUGAGGCCCAGCCCUACGAUCACUCCAUGGACAACACAGACCUGCCCCUGGAACAGUGGAAACGCCUGCAGCAACAGAGACCAAGGACCCCAAAGAGACAUCACUCUGAGAGUACACACAAAAUACCUGUCAAUUAUUAUUAUAAGGCGUUGUUGUACAGAUGUAAUGCGAAUGCAAUGUACAGAAUGUAGUUUAUUGAUUAUAAAUUGAUUUUCUGCCAAAUAAACAUUUUCAAAGAUA